Cordyceps fumosorosea ARSEF 2679 is the source of this 1227-nucleotide messenger RNA. RefSeq lists its product as hypothetical. The transcript has a single exon. The record is from RefSeq and is a predicted model, not a curated record. NCBI's taxonomy places the organism in Eukaryota, Fungi, Ascomycota, Sordariomycetes, Hypocreales, Cordycipitaceae. Bases 1 to 1227 code for a protein of 408 amino acids.
AUGAAUCAAGACUCGUCGCCGACUUACACCGUGACGGGGCUCCACUGGUUCGCGCUGUCCGCGACCAUCGCGCUGCUCUGCUGUAUCUGGUGGGUGCCGGAAAUCCCUAGCCUGUUCCCGCGGCGGGUGCAGAACUACACGUCCCCGCGAUAUCCGGUCUACGACGGCGCGGAUGACUGCCACGUCGCGGCGGCGGCGCCGCACCGACGGCCCUGGGGACCUGGCAGCUUCGUCCGCAACGUCAUGUGGAGCUGCCUGCGGUCGCUGCAGCCCGGCUUCGUGGUGCAGCUCAUCCGGCGGUUCGAGCUCGACCACACGCUGUGGGCGGUGCGGUACUACCACGGGCCGGGCACGAGCUCCGAGCGCAUCGCGCGUCUGAGCGCGGCCGGCUGGGCCGGGGCCAUCUGCGCGGAGAUGGCGCCGCUGGUCGUCCAGGCCGUGCUCAUCUACGUCGGGUCGACCGGGUUCGACCGCGGCGGGGACCUGCUGGUCCCGUUCUGGAUCGUCGGCCUGCUGCCCUCCGCGGUGACGGGGCUGAGCAUGAUGCUGGCGAGCCGCCUCCCGCGGUCCGCCUGGCGCGCCGCCUCCCUCGUCUUCUUCCUCUGCUUCCUCGCGCUGAGCGCCUCGCUGAUCGUCGCGGCCACCUUCACGGUGCGCGGGUACGGCGGGCUGCGGCACCGGGCGGCGUUCGGCAUCGUCAUGGCCGCGGCGUGGCUGCUGCACAUGGUGCUCUCCGUCGUCGUCGGCUUCCAGUGCAGCAAGGGCGUGCACUGCGUCGCGCUGCUGCUCACGGCGGCGCUGCGCGUCGCGCCGAUGAUCCUGCUGGCAGUCCCGCCGCGCGGCGGGCGCGGGCGCGGCAUGCCGUACCCGGGGAUCAACGCGCUGGCGUUUGCGAUCGCGGUCAGCGUGGUCGCGGGCGGGCUGGUGUUCGUGCUGGCGGCGGCGGCGUUGGUGCGCUGUCCGGUAUGGGACAGGCGGCACGUGUUGGUGCGGCGGCGGCGACGGAAUAGGCGCGAUCCGCGUCGGCGGCAGCGCGAGAAUGACCCGUACGGCGGAGGCGGAGGGGGUUCAACGGGUGGCGGCGAUGGGGGAGGCUGGAAUUUUGACGGCGGCGGUGACGGCGGUGAUGGCGGAGGACACGGUGGUGGUGGUGAUGGAGGUGGUGGCGACGGAGGAGGAGGAGGAGACGGAGGUGGUGGCGGAGGCGGAGGAGACGGAGGUGGGUGA